AUGAGUAUGCAGAAGUUCUAUGUUGCAAUGGGAGAGAAGCACCCAAAGCAAUGGUUGGAUCUGUACAAGUAUUAUUGUGCACAGAAGGUCUAUCUAUAUAACACUGAGAAGGUUACAUUCAUCACAUCAAAGAAUGGCAAGGAUGUCACUGGUGCAAGACAGUUUAAGUAUCAAUUCUUGGAGCCAUUCAGAUAUUGGAAUAGCGAUGUAGCAUUUGAAGAGAAGAAGAUGAUUAGUGGUACUUCAGGCGUUGAGAUACAGAAGGCUGAUGGUACAACACAUUUCGUAGAGGGUCGUGGCAAGACAGCUGAACAGAUACUGGAAGAGGUGUUGCAGAGAGCUGAAGGCAGAAGGAUCAGUGUCAACAUCCCAUUCUAA
This is a messenger RNA of Acytostelium subglobosum LB1, 378 nucleotides long. RefSeq lists its product as hypothetical. The record is from RefSeq and is a predicted model, not a curated record. NCBI's taxonomy places the organism in Eukaryota, Evosea, Eumycetozoa, Acytosteliales, Acytosteliaceae. The coding region runs from base 1 to 378 and encodes 125 amino acids. The transcript is spliced from 3 exons.